AUGGCGGCAAGUUACUGGGACUCACAUUGCUCACGAAACCUAGUGUCCAAGGAACAGCUUGACUUCUCCCAUGCGGAGGAUAGACUCCUCGGGCUUACCCGAGAGCAUAUACAACAGCUUAAUGCGUACUUUUGCGCCAGCAUUGCGGAGCUCGCGAAACAUCUCAAGCUCCGGCAGAGGGUGGCGGCUUCGGCCAUGAUAUACUUCCGCCGCACGUACCUGUGCAACAACUUUUGUCGCAUGGACCCGCGGCUUGCCUAUGUAGCAUGCCUAUACUUGGCGUGCAAGGCGGAAGAAUCUUUGCUUGCCGCUAAACAUCUUGUAGUACACGCGAAAACGUUACGGCCGAAGUGGUCGUACGACGUCAAGGAUCUUUUAGACAUGGAGAUGGUCCUUCUGGAGGAUUUAGAUUUCAACCUGAUCGUCUUCAGCCCGUAUCGGGACCUGGCUGUCUUCCUAGCCGAUGCCGGCGUGGAUGUGGCCUGCGGCCAACGCGCCUGGGGUGCGCUUAACGACUCAUACCGGAGCGACGCAAACCUGCUGUACCCACCGCACAUUGUAGCCCUAGGUUGUCUCUGCCUGGCGGCCAGUGCUGGCGGUGUGGACCUCAGCACGUGGCUGCAACGACUCAACGUGGACCUGAACCAGGUUGCGGCAGUGGUCUCGGAGCUGUCCUCGCUGUACAUGCAACAUACGUACGUCAUCAGUACGGACGAGUGCCACCGGCUACUGGACCUGGUGUAUCAGCGCUGGGACUCAGCGGCGGCGGCCCCUGUUGGAGAGCGUGUGAGGCGAGGAUAA
This is a messenger RNA of Volvox carteri f. nagariensis, 801 nucleotides long. It is a transcript of the gene cycc1, whose product is annotated as C type cyclin. Gene Ontology annotation, cellular component: mediator complex; nucleus. The transcript has 6 exons. Gene Ontology annotation, molecular function: cyclin-dependent protein serine/threonine kinase regulator activity. Gene Ontology annotation, biological process: positive regulation of transcription by RNA polymerase II. The record is from RefSeq and is a predicted model, not a curated record. Lineage: Eukaryota; Viridiplantae; Chlorophyta; Chlorophyceae; Chlamydomonadales; Volvocaceae. The coding region runs from base 1 to 801 and encodes 266 amino acids.